Messenger RNA from Closterium sp. Naga37s-1, 2478 nucleotides. The record is from the annotation of a GenBank genome assembly. NCBI's taxonomy places the organism in Eukaryota, Viridiplantae, Streptophyta, Zygnematophyceae, Desmidiales, Closteriaceae.
AUGGACCAAUCGGCCUCCCCGCGAAUGCGACCUCAAGCAUCCCCCCCAUUUGUCACCACUAUCGUCCUCCUGCUCUUCACCCUAGCCCCGUCGCACACUGUCGCAAUCAGCGAAGCGGCUUCGCAAGAGUUCGCAGAUCCGUUCGAGACUCUAGACAGUGCCGUUGACGCUGAGUCCUUCGGACCGCACAUUGACUUCUCUUCUUCCGGAUCCGCCGGUGCCGGCGGUGGAGUCGACGUUUUACCUGGCGGCCCGCCAACCGUGCCUCGCGUGGCGCAGCUGCGAGGGGCGAGUGACGACGUUGCGACGCAGGCGAGCAGCGCCGUCGCCGCAGGCGACAACCCGCGCGUCGCACGGCUGUAUCUCCUGUCGAAGAAGAACUCUCGCGCGCGAUGCUUGGACGGCAGUCCUGCUGGAUACUACCUGCGACGCGGGUUCGGCAGCGGCGCCAACAACUGGAUCAUGAUUCUCGAGGCUGGCGGGUGGUGUUUCAACGCCAAGUCGUGCGCGAAUCGAGCCAAGGGACCCCUGGGAAGCUCAAAGAAAUGGCCGCCGACCAGCGACGUGAAGUAUGGCGGCGUGGGCAGCACGGACAGCGCCGUGAAUCCCGCGUUCUACAACUGGAACCUGGUGCUCGUCAAGUACUGCGACGGCAGCUCCUUCACCGGCGGCUACAGCAAGCUGCCACCAAACUCGGAGACGGGGCGCGCGCUCUACUUCCGCGGGCACUGGAACUUGCAGGGCACGCUGCAAGAUCUGCUGGCGCGGCACGGGCUGAACGUGGGCAAGCAGAUGCUGGUGGGCGGCUGCAGUGCGGGUGGCGUUGCGACGUCAAUCAAAUGCGAUCAGAUCUCGAGGUGGCUGGCCAACUACAACGUCACCACCAAAUGCUUCAUGGACGGAGGCUACUUCCCGGACGUGGCGGAUAAGGACGGGCAGUACAGCAUGCGCCUGAAGGUGCAGCAGAUGGCCGGCGUGCAUGACAUGGGACGCAUUGGGGUUAAUGCCGAGUGCAAGCGAGGCGUGAUGGACAUUGGUGCUCGUGAUGCUGUUCGAGGAGCGAAGUCCUCCGGAGCGGAAUUAUUUCACAUUCUGGAAAACUCGGACAGCACGGCUGUCAUCGUGGACAACGUCCAGGUUCUUGAGCACAUUGCACCAUUCCUCGAAGCUUCUUCGGUGAAAGACAUUGUCAAGUUUGCAGUUGUCCUUUGGCCUCCAGCCGGUAAAGGCCAGGAACAAAUAACUGACUGGAAGACCAGAAGCACGUGCUCCAAAUGGUUUUCUCUGUACUCUUUUGAAGAGGUAUCGGCGGCUGGGAGUGCAAGCAGGCUCACGCAUGAUGCUCUGUCGCGCUCAGCGCCUCGUCAAGCCUCCAGACCCGAUGACGUGGCAACAUUGGUGUACACCUCUGGAACGACCGGGAAUCCCAAGGGCGUGAUGCUCACGCACAGCAACCUGAUGCAUCAGGUCAACAACUUUGAAUGUGCCCUGACUCCCGACGCUGGUGAUGUCAUGUUGAGCCUGCUACCCCCAUGGCAUAUGUACGAGCGUUCAUGCGAGUACUUUCUGCUAAGCCGUGGGGUCCAGCUCGUCUACAGCAAUGUCAAGUCAUUCAAGGAAGACUUGAUGAAACACCCUCCGGACUACUUCGUGGCUGUUCCACUUGUCUUCGAGGUCCUAUACAGUGGAGUGCAGAAGAAGCUUGCUGCAGCAUCAGCCGCCAGAGCAGCAAUUGCCAAGUUCUUGAUAAAAGUCAGCUGUCUUCACAAGGAAGCGCUGCGCAUCUGGACAGGCAUGGCUGUCCUUCGUUCACGUGAAAACGUUCAGGGGCUCAUGUUCAUGAAGGCUGUAGCAGAAUGUCUGGGAGCCGGGCUUUUAGCACUGGUGCUGCUGCCUCUCCACCUGCUGGCGGAGAAGCUUGUGUACACCAAGGUCAAAGCUGCUAUCGGCAUAAAAAAGGCAGCUGUGAGUGGUGGAGGCAGCUUGCCGUCGCACGUGGACAAAUUCUUUGAGCAAAUUGGGAUCACUCUGCUCAAUGGAUAUGGGCUCACAGAGACCUCUCCUGUGCUGACAGUCAGGCAAAGUGAAAAUGUGGACCCUGCUUUUGUCGAGGAGGUUGCACUUAGCAGCCCUGUCAUCCGCCAAAUAAUUCUCGUCGGCCAGGACCAGAGAAAGCUUGGAGCGUUAAUUGUCGUGAAUGAGGACGAGAUGAAGGCUGCAGUGGCAAGCAUGAGAGCGGAGAAGGGGAUUGAAGGGAGCGAGGUGACAGAAAAGGAACAGAGGGCUGUUGUUCAACAAGAGCUCACUCGCUGUUUCACGGAGGCAGGUUGUUUGCCGCAUGAACGGGUCGGUCCAUUUGCACUCCUCGAUGAACCAUUCACAGUGGAUAAUGGUCUCCUCACAGCAACAAUGAAGAUGCGACGUGAUGUGAUUUACAGCAGGCACAAGGAGCUUUGUGAUCAGCUUUUCCAACACUGA